AUUAUUGUUUUGUUACUUUAACUAUAUCUAUUUAUUUCUAUUGGACAAGUGUCACGAUUUGAUUAGUAUUAGAUACAUGUAAACAUGUAUAAGAAUCUUAUAACUUAUAAUUACCCCACAUGUCAUAAUACUGUAGAACGAUAAUUAAAAUAGUUAAGUUUAGAGAACAUUUCUAUUUAAAAUGAAAAAAAAAAAAAACUUUCACACAAGAUUCUCAAUUUCACAAGGAAUCCGAUCGCUUCUUCUUGACUCACCUUUUUUCUUUUAACCUCUUGAAACAAGAAAACAAGAAGACAAACUUGUUUCAUUAUAGAAAAUGGAAGAGGGGAACAAAACGGAGAAGAAAGGAUGCUUAAUCAGCGUCAUCAUUGUUUGCAUUGUUUUGACUGUAGGCUUUGAUAUCGUCGCUGGUUUCGUCGGAUUACAAGCCGAAGCCGCCCAACAAGAUGUGAAGCACAAUAAGCUCGAGUGUCAAGCUCCAAGCAAAACAGCUUUCGUGUUAGGGAUAAUCGCAGUGUCAUGUUUGGCAGCAGCUCAUCUCAGUGCCAAUGUGAUCGGAUGCUCUAUCUCCAAUCUAUUCCAAGCACUCGGCGCCUUACCUAAGAAUAAGAUCACUACAUACUUCAACAUGACAUGCCUUUGCAUCAAUUGGAUCGUAGGAAUAGCGGGAGCAUUGAUCCUUGCGGUGGGGAUAUGGUCGAACAGAGAAUCAAGAUCAGAAUGUGUAUUCACAAACAAAGUCCAUGUGUUUUCUAUCGGGGGUAAAGUGUGUUUCCUUCAUGCCAUUGUCUCUGUCAUAUAUUACGUAUCGUCUAUAGUAGCUAGGUGUGGUCAUUUUAACCGAACCGAACCGAAACCGACCGAACCAACCGAUCCAAACUGAACCAAAGUCUACACACAACCCAUUAAACUUUUCUACAACCCGAUUGGUUUGGUUGAACCGAACCAAACCAAUAACCCAAACUGUUUUUUAAUUUAUAAUUAAUCU
Molecule: messenger RNA, 988 nt
Organism: Arabidopsis lyrata subsp. lyrata
Lineage: Eukaryota; Viridiplantae; Streptophyta; Magnoliopsida; Brassicales; Brassicaceae
Exons: 3
Coding region: 317-883 (188 amino acids)
Source: RefSeq, a predicted model, not a curated record